UUAAAUGCAUACGAGAAGUCCAAAAUAUUUAGCGAGGUGAAUAAUUUAAUCAAAGUGCGCUCAAAAUAUGUGGUUCACUAUUACGACUCGUGGUCUUAUCGGGAAUACCUGUACAUCCAAAUGGAGUUGUGUUCGCAAAGUCUGACCAAAAUAAUUGAAAUCAAAGCACAAGUAUUUGAGCGACAAAUAGGAGUUCCCAUGAAUUCUAUUGAAUACUUAAUUUCGUGCGAAAUAUUCCGACAAUUGUUAGAAAGUGUUCAGUAUUUGCAUGAAUUGAAUCCACAAAUCAUUCACAGAGACCUCAAACCCGACAAUAUAUUGAUUGCGAGGGAUGUAAGGAACGGUAGAUUUGUUAAGUUAUGCGACUUUGGUUUGGCUACAGUUCACGACAGACGUGUUAACUAUAGGACUACCAGAAAACAUACGGCAGAUAUCGGGGAUCUAAGAUACCAGGCACCGGAAAUUGGUCAGGACCUUGCGAUUAUUCAGAAACUACUCCAAUAUUAAAUGACCGAGUACAUGAAUUACAAACAACUCUCAUGGCUAUGAUUUCACACCCGCUAUGGGAUAAUAGACCUGAAUGUAGUGAAGUGUUAAACAAAUAUACAGGAUGGUCCAUAAAUAAGGAUUUGAUUUUAUUUGACUCACAAUACGAGUCA
Molecule: messenger RNA, 659 nt
Organism: Oppiella nova
Lineage: Eukaryota; Metazoa; Arthropoda; Arachnida; Sarcoptiformes; Oppiidae
Source: the annotation of a GenBank genome assembly